Stegastes partitus (bicolor damselfish) is the source of this 1712-nucleotide messenger RNA. It is a transcript of the gene cib2, whose product is annotated as calcium and integrin binding family member 2. Gene Ontology annotation, molecular function: calcium ion binding; magnesium ion binding. Gene Ontology annotation, cellular component: cell periphery; stereocilium; cytoplasm. The transcript is spliced from 7 exons. Gene Ontology annotation, biological process: calcium ion homeostasis. Lineage: Eukaryota; Metazoa; Chordata; Actinopteri; Pomacentridae. The record is from RefSeq and is a predicted model, not a curated record. The coding region runs from base 400 to 963 and encodes 187 amino acids.
CAGAGGGGUCUGAUUGGUCCGUGCGGACUCUCUGGACGCCACCUGGGUGCUUCAGGAGAACCACAUCCGUUUGCACCAUUAAGAGGUUUUGCGCUCCUUUGGGUCCGCAGACAACAUCCGCAGCCUCCGACAUCACUGGACACUGCUCCUCUACUUUUUUUCCUUUUCCUGUUUUCCUGUUUUUCUUUUUUUCUUUUCAUGCACGCAUCAUUCAUCAGUCAUGGCGGACUUCUCCUGGACGGACAUCAAUAACGUUUUUUAAGAGUUUGCAUCGAAACCAGCGCAUCCUGUGCGGAGACUUUGACUCCGCGGACCUUUCCUUAAAUGCCUUUCAUUGAGAAAAGGCUUCGGACGUUCAGUGCUGUGAAUGUUUACGAGCAGCAGAUCACCUGAUUAAAAAUGGGGAAUAAACAAACUAUAUUUACCGACGAGCAACUUGAUGCUUACCAGGACUGUACGUUUUUCACUCGCAAAGAAAUUCUACGGUUGCACGGCAGAUACCAUGAGUUGGCUCCACAUCUUGUACCAAUGGACUACACCAAUGAUCCUGAUUGUAAGCUGCCGUUAGCCUUGAUAGUCAACAUGCCAGAAUUAAAGGAAAACCCGUUUCGUAACAGGAUCGUGGAGUCUUUCUCAGAGGAUGGGAUGGGAAAUCUCAGCUUCAAUGAGUUUGUGGACAUGUUCUCAGUCCUCAGUGAAAUGGCUCCCAGAGAACUCAAGGCCAUUUACGCCUUUAAAAUAUACGAUUUCAAUGUGGAUAAUUACUUGUGCAAAGAGGACCUCGAAAAGACUCUUAACAGGCUGACGAAGGAGGAGCUGACUCCUGAGGAGGUCGAGCUGGUGUGUGAGAAAACCAUCGAGGAGGCAGACUUGGACGGUGACAACAAACUCUCUUUUGCUGACUUUGAAAAUAUGAUAUCCAGGGCUCCGGACUUUUUAAGUACCUUCCACAUACGAAUCUGAGGGCGCUGAACGGACGUUUUCGAAGGUCUUGCUGAACCUGAGGACUCCAGCUGAACCGUGUUGCCUGUCUCUCAUCGUCGUUGUCAAAAAAGGCAUACAUCAAUCCUCUGCGGCCUCUUCUCCAGCUGUCCUUAUCUCAGUGAAGACUGCUAAGUUAGGGAACAAAAUACUGGAUAAAGCUCAAUUCCUGUAGAUUCAAAUAUGUUCCUUUUACUACCUAUGAAAGGGCUUGACCUGAAUUGGAAAAAAGGCUAUUCUUUCUACAUUUUAAGGUUUAAAUAUGAUGUCCAAAAUGAGCCAGACUCUGGAUUUGUGCCUGUUGUGCACAUUGAAGAAUGCAUAAAACUGCUCAUCUGUCUAUAUUGCACAUAAGGUGAAGUCUUUGUACAGCGACACACUAAAUAGUCAGUAUUUAUAAUUUUUAUGUAUAUUUAUAAGACUAUGGAGAAAGCUUGACGUGAAUGAAAACACAGCACUGACAUUAAGGGCAUACAGAUAUUCUUUUAAGAGCUAUGCAGUAUUUGUAGGUGCAGUGUUUAGGUGGUGGAACUGGAACAUGAUGACAAUCAUAUCUUACUGUUCUCCGGUUAGAUUGAAGGGCUUUGUCAUCCGGACUAAAUAUUGGUAGCUUUCAUCUUCUGCCUCAGCCAUUAUCAUGAGAUGUUAGUUACAGCCAUCUUUUGGAUAUGUAUUUUAUAGUAUUUCAUGUGAAUUUGUCUUUCUUUGAAUAAAUGUUUUUCUUUCCCCCG